AUGACCCGCAGGUCCCGGCUUGGCGCACUCGGCGGCAGCUACAGCCGGGUUCGGGCCACCUCUGCUGGCUCUCGGGAAGCGCCGCCGGCCCGCUGGCCCCGGGGACGUGCGCCGUGCGUUGGGCGCAGCGCCGGCGCCUUCCCGGCUCGCUGCAACACCCCACUCCCGGCCUCCCAGCGCCCCGGCCCCGACGAGAUGGUCCCGCGCAUCGGCAGCUCGCGGUGCGCCCUGCUGCUGCAGCUCCUGCUGCUGCUGCAGCGCUGUAGCGCGCUGCACGCCCAGCUCACGGAGCGCCCUGGCCAGGAACUGCGCCGCGAGGCAGAGGUAUUCCUGGAGAAAUACGGAUAUCUCCGCGCACGCGCCUCUCAUGCUCCCACCUUCACACAAUUCAGCAACGCUGUCAGGGAGUUCCAGUGGGUGAACCAGCUGCCCGUCAGCGGUGUGCUGGACCCUGCCACUCUGCGCCAGAUGACACUGCCCCGCUGUGGUGUGGCAGACGCUGAUAGCCAGGGGUCCUGGGCGGAGCGGGUCAGCGUCCUGUUUGCUGGACGUCGGGCCAAAAUGAGACGGAAGAAACGCUUUGCAAAGCAAGGCAGCAAGUGGUACAAGCAGCACCUGUCCUACCGCCUGGUCAACUGGCCGCAGCACCUGCCCGAGCAGGCCGUCCGGGGCGCCGUGCGCACCGCCUUCCAGCUGUGGAGCAACGUCUCGGCGCUGGAGUUCUGGGAGGCCCCAGUCACAGGCCCGGCCGACAUUCGUCUCACCUUUUUCCAAGGGGACCACAACGAUGGAUUGAGCAAUGCCUUUGAUGGCCCAGGGGGCGCCCUGGCGCACGCCUUCCUGCCCCGCCGGGGCGAAGCGCACUUCGACGGCGCCGAGCGCUGGAGCCUGGGCCGCCGGCGCGGGCGCAACCUGUUCGUGGUGCUGGCGCACGAGAUCGGCCACACUCUCGGCCUGGCGCACUCGCCCGCGCCGCGCGCGCUCAUGGCACCCUACUACAAGAAGCUGGGCCGCGACGCGCUGCUCAGCUGGGACGACGUGCUGGCCGUGCAGAGCCUGUAUGGGAAGCCCCAGGGGGGCUCUAUGGCCAUCCAGCUCCCAGGAAAGCUGUUCACUGACUUCGAGACCUGGGAUACCCACACUCCUCGAGACAGCCGCCCCGAAACUCGUGGACCAAAAUAUUGCUACUUGCCUUUUGAUGCCAUCACUGUAGAUGGGCAAGCACGGCUGUACAUCUUCAAAGGGAGCCACUUCUGGGAGGUGGCGGCUGAUGGCAAUGUCUCGGAGCCCCGGCCAAUCCAGGAGAGGUGGGCUGGGCUGCCCCCCAACAUCGAGGCUGCUGCAGUGUCUCUGGAGGACGGAGACUUCUACUUCUUCAAAGGCAGUCGCUGCUGGAGGUUCCGGGGCCCCAAGUCAGUGUGGGGCUCCCCGCAACUGUGCCGGGCAGGGGGCCUGCCCCGCCACCCUGACGCCGCCCUCUUCUUCCCUCCGCUGAGCCGCCUCGUACUCUUCAAAGGUGCCCGCUACUAUGUACUGGCCCCAGGGGGGCUUCAGGUGGAGCCCUACUAUCCCCGAGGCCUGCAGGACUGGGGCGGCAUCCCAGAGGAGGUCAGCGGUGCCCUGCCGAGACCCAACGGCUCCAUCAUCUUCUUUCGAGAUGACUACUACUGGCGCCUGGACCAGGCCCAGCUGCAGGUGACAGCCUCGGGCCGCUGGGCCUCGGAGCUGCCCUGGAUGGGCUGCUGGCAUGCCAACUCGGGCCGCGCCCUGUUCUGAAGGCACCCUACGGCUGCGUAAACUGCGUCCCCAGGCCCAGGGGCAGAAUCCCAGCAGUCGAGCCAGCCUGGAAGAUUGUCCUUGAAGCAA
Molecule: messenger RNA, 1866 nt
Organism: Sorex fumeus (smoky shrew)
Lineage: Eukaryota; Metazoa; Chordata; Mammalia; Eulipotyphla; Soricidae
Gene: MMP28
Product: matrix metallopeptidase 28
Exons: 9
Coding region: 1-1776 (591 amino acids)
Biological process (GO): extracellular matrix organization; proteolysis; collagen catabolic process
Cellular component (GO): extracellular matrix
Molecular function (GO): zinc ion binding; metalloendopeptidase activity
Source: RefSeq, a predicted model, not a curated record